Coffea arabica (coffee) is the source of this 2451-nucleotide messenger RNA. RefSeq lists its product as uncharacterized. The record is from RefSeq and is a predicted model, not a curated record. NCBI's taxonomy places the organism in Eukaryota, Viridiplantae, Streptophyta, Magnoliopsida, Gentianales, Rubiaceae.
AUGACUUCCAUGGAAGAAGACGCCGAAAUUGUAAUAUUGGAUGAUUACGAUUCUAUCAAGGCUAUUGAAAAGGAAGGAGUUCAAGUCCAGGGCACUGGAUCUACCCAAGAAGAAAUCCAUUCAUUGGCAAAUGGCAGUGGCAGUCAAGACCGUCAUUGGAACCGAUCAAAGAAGCGGACAUCUUCGGACUUGGAGGAGAUUUCAUUUACAUCAUCAUUAGCUAGAGUGACACAACUUAAGAUUCCUUCAUACGCAAAGUUUCUCCAGGAGAUACUGACUAAGAAAAGGAAGUUAGUAGAUAGCGAGACAAUUGCAUUAACGGAAGAAUGUAGUUCCAUCAUACAAAACAAAUUGCCACCAAAGUUGAAAGAUCCGGGGAGUUUCACAGUUCCUUGCACUAUUGGUAAUGUAGAAUUCUCUAAAGCACUUUGUGACCUUGGUGCAAGUGUUUCAUUGAUUCCUUUAACCAUGGUUAGACACUUGGGGUUGAAAAAGUUACAGCAUACUAACAUUUCCUUGCAAUUGGCUGACAAGUCUAUUAGACAUCCAAUGGGCAUAUUGGAGAUUGUGCUCAUUAAAGUACAGAAAUUCAUUAUUCCUGUUGAUUUUGUUGUUUUAGACAUGGAGGAAGAAGUCAAUGUACCUAUUAUACUUGGUAGACCAUUUCUAGCCACUGCAAGUACAAUAAUAGAUGUUAAACGUGGUAAGUUCAAAUUCCAAAUUGGUCAAGAGGAAGUGGAAUUUGAUUUGAGUAAAGUGGAGAAGUAUCCCUCUUUUACUGACCAUGUUUAUUCUGUUGACAUAUGUGAUGAAUUGGCAUUAGUGAUGAGUCAAGUUAAUCUUGAUGAUGAUUCUCUGGAACUUUGUCUUAAUGGUAUAGGUUUACAAGAGGAGCAAGUUGAAGAAAUGACUGAAUUUUUGCAGGCACAGGUUCCUUACAAAAGGAGAAAUGCAUAUGAGGAGUUAGGGCUGAGCAAAGGGCUACCUCCACCAUCAUGUGAGCAAGCACCACGGCUUGAGUUUAAGCCACUGUCAAAACGCCUCAAAUAUGCGUUUCUUGGAGAAAAAGAGACAUUGCCAGUAAUUAUCAAUGCAGCACUAGAUGAGGAACAACUAGACAAGCUCUUACGUGUUCUUAGAAAGCAUUUAAAGGCUAUAGGAUGGACGAUUUCUGAUAUCAUGGGAAUUAGUCCAACUAUUUGUAUGCACUGGAUUUUGUUAGAAGAAAAUUCUAAGCCGGUGGUUGAAACUCAAAGAAGAUUAAAUCCAAACAUGAAAGAAGUGAGAUGUGAAGAAACAAAUCUUGUACUCAAUUGGAAAAAAUGUCACUUCAUGGUUUGUGAGGGUAUUGUGCUAGGUCACAAAAUUUCUUCAGAAGGUAUUGAGGUCGAUCAAGCCAAGAUAGAAGUUAUUGAGAGAAUGCCUCCACCUAUCAAUGUGAAAGGCAAUCGUAGCUUUCUUGGAUACAUGGGAUUUUAUCGACGGUUUAUUAAGGAUUUCUCCAAAAUUGCUAAACCUUUAUGUGAAUUACUUGCAAAAGAUGUUCCUUUUCACUUUAAUGAUGAGUGUUUACUUGGUUUUAAUAGGUUGAAGAAGGAACUUGUCGCCGCACCUAUAAUAGUAUCACCGGAUUGGAGCUUGCCAUUCGAAUUAAUGUGUGAUGCAAGUGAUUUUGCAGUUGGGGCUGUUCUUGGGCAAAAACAUGAUAAGCGACUUCAUGUCAUUUAUUAUGCAAGUAAAAUGUUAAAUGAAUCCCAAGUCAACUAUGCAACAACAGAGAAGGAGUUGCUAGCAGUGAUUUUUUCAUUGGAUAAGUUUAGAUCGUACUUAGAAUUUGAUUUGGAGAUCAAAGAUAAAAAAGGAUUCGAGAACUUAGUCGCUGAUCAUCUUUCUAGACUGGAAAACAUACCUCACGAAAACCAUUCAUCCAUUAAAGAAGAAUUUCCAGAUGAGUUUUUAAUGGCAAUUUAUAAGUCACCAUGGUUUGGAGUCCCAAAGGCAAUAAUAAGCGAUGAAGGUACUAUGGCUCGCAUAAGGAGGGCUCGUAUUCAUACUCCUACACCAUCAUCAAGUGAAGAACACACACCUUCUUUGCAUGAGGAAUCGCCAGAGGAGAAAUCUCCCUCUCCUCAAUCCCCACCUCGUUCUUGCCGGAAGACCGCAUCAACUAGCCGCGAAGAGCCGCUUCCAGACUAUGAUACCAUGCAAUUCACCUCACUCAAGAAUCAACAGUGGUAUGAGGCCGGUUUAGACAAGGAGAUCAUUGUUGAAAAACAUUUGGCAUCGGAGGUGGAUGACCACUAUAAGAUCUCCACGGCAUUCAAGCGACUCAGAUGGGAGGAUAUACUACAAUUGCCCAAGCAUUACUAUCCAACUCUGGUCCGGGAAUUCUAUGCCAAUGUGGAAGACAAACAGAGCCAUAGUGGUAACCUCAUCGUCUCCUGGGUCUGA